UAGUCUGGGGCGGGGACUUGGGAGCGCCUAAAACUUGCGAGGAGGGCGGGGCCGUAGACCCGUCCUUUAAAGGUUGGAACUGGCCCCGAGGCGCCGGCAGCCCUGGGCGGUUUCGGGAAUCGCGCACGACCCGGCUCCCCUCGCCUAAGCUGCUGGGGGGCGCCAUGGGCCGCUACCGCAUCCGCGUGGCCACCGGGGCCUGGCUCUUCUCCGGGUCGUACAACCGUGUGCAGCUUUGGCUGGUCGGGGCGCGCGGGGAGGCGGAGCUGGAGCUGCAGCUGCGGCCUGCGCGGGGCGAGGAGGAGGAGUUUGAUCAUGACGUUGCAGAGGACUUGGGGCUCCUGCAGUUCGUGAGGCUGCGCAAACACCACUGGCUGGUGGAGGACGCGUGGUUCUGCGACCGCAUCACGGUGCAGGGCCCUGGAGCCUGCGUGGAGGCGGCCUUCCCGUGCUACCGCUGGGUGCAGGGCGAGGACAUCCUGAGCCUGCCCGAGGGCACCGCCCGCCUGCCAGGAGACAAUGCCUUGGACAUGUUCCAGAAGCAUCGAGAGAAGGAACUGAAAGACAGACAGCAGAUCUACUGCUGGGCCACCUGGAAGGAAGGGUUACCCCUGACCAUCGCUGCAGACCGUAAGGAUGAUCUCCCUCCAAAUAUGAGAUUCCAUGAGAAGAAGAGGCUGGACUUUGAAUGGACACUGAAGGCAGGGGCUCUGGAGAUGGCCCUCAAACGUGUUUACACCCUCCUGAGCUCCUGGAACUGCCUAGAAGACUUUGAUCAGAUCUUCUGGGGCCAGAAGAGUGCCCUGGCUGAGAAGGUUCACCAGUGCUGGCAGGAUGAUGAGGUGUUCGGCUACCAGUUCCUCAAUGGUGUCAACCCCAUGCUGUUGAGACGCUCGACCUCUCUGCCCUCCAGGCUAGUGCUGCCUUCAGGGAUGGAAGAGCUUCGGGCUGAACUGGAGAAAGAACUUCAGAAUGGUUCCCUGUUUGAAGCUGACUUCAUCCUUCUGGAUGGAAUUCCAGCCAACGUGAUCCGAGGAGAGAAGCAGUACCUGGCUGCCCCCCUCGUCAUGCUGAAGAUGGAGCCCAGUGGGAAGCUGCUGCCCAUGGUCAUCCAGAUUCAGCCUCCCAACCCCAGCUCUCCAACCCCAACACUGUUCCUGCCCUCAGACCCCCCACUUGCCUGGCUCCUGGCAAAGUCCUGGGUCCGAAAUUCAGAUUUCCAACUGCACGAGCUCCAGUAUCACUUGCUGAACACUCAUCUGGUGGCUGAGGUCAUCGCUGUCGCCACCAUGCGGUGCCUCCCAGGACUGCACCCCAUCUUCAAGUUCCUGAUCCCCCAUAUCCGCUACACCAUGGAAAUCAACACCCGGGCCCGGACCCAACUCAUCUCAGAUGGAGGAAUUUUUGAUAAGGCAGUGAGCACAGGUGGAGGGGGCCAUGUGCAGUUGCUCCGUCGGGCGACGGCUCAGCUGACCUACUGCUCCCUCUGUCCUCCUGACGACCUGGCUGACCGGGGCCUGCUGGAACUCCCAGGUGCUCUCUAUGCCCGUGAUGCCUUACGGCUCUGGGAGAUCAUUGCCAGGUAUGUGGAGGGGAUCGUCCACCUCUUCUACCAAAGGGAUGACGUAGUGAAGGGGGACCCUGAGCUGCAGGCCUGGUGUCGGGAGAUCACGGAGGUGGGGCUGUGCCAGGCCCAGGACCGAGGUUUCCCUGUCUCCUUCCAGUCCCAGAGUCAACUCUGCCAUUUCCUCACCAUGUGCAUCUUCACAUGCACUGCCCAGCAUGCCGCCAUCAACCAGGGCCAGCUGGACUGGUAUGCCUGGGUCCCUAAUGCCCCGUGCACAAUGCGGAUGCCCCCACCCACCACCAAGGAAGAUGUGACGAUGGCCACAGUGAUGGGGUCCCUACCUGAUGUCCGGCAGGCCUGUCUUCAAAUGGCCAUCUCAUGGCAUCUGAGUCGCCGCCAGCCGGACAUGGUGCCUCUGGGGCAUCACAAAGAAAAAUAUUUCUCAGGCCCCAAGCCCAAAGCUGUGCUAAACCAAUUCCGAACAGAUUUGGAAAAGCUGGAAAAGGAGAUUACAGCCCGGAAUGAGCAACUUGACUGGCCCUAUGAAUAUCUGAAGCCCAGCUGCAUAGAGAACAGUGUCACCAUCUGAGCCCUAGAGUGACUCUACCUACAAGAUUUCACAUCAGCUUUAGGACUGACAUUUCUAUCUUGAAUUUCAUGCUUUCCUAAAGUCUCUGCUGCUAAGGCUCUAUUUUCUCCCCCAGUUAAACCCCCUACAUUAGUAUCCCACUAGCCCAGGGGAGCAGUAAACUUUCUCUGCAAAGACUAGAUCCUUUUUUACCCUUUGCAGGCCACAUAGUCACUGUCUCAACUACUCAGCUCUCCUGCUGCAGCAUGAAGGCAGCCAUAGACAACAUGGAAAUGAGUGUGACUAUGUUCCAAUAAAACUUUAUGGACACUGAGAUAUGAAUGUUACAUCACAAAAUAGUCUUCUUUUGGUUUAUUCAACCAUUUAAAUGCAAAAAAGAUCCACAAACAAAUAUGCUUUGUUUGAGACAUGCACAGCCAGGCUACAGACUGGAUUUGGCCCUUGAACCCUGCACUAGCCUGAGGCCCUGACCCUACUUCCAAAACAUCCAAGAUCAUGGAGCAGGGGGAUUUCUUAGAAAAAUCAACUUACCUCAGCUAACUCUCCAUUCCCAGGAACUAACCUUCAUGCCUGGUGGCCAAUGUACGAAUUCCUGACUCGGUUCUUUGGCAAUUUCCUUCCACCCAUAUUUCUCCUAUUCACCCAUGUACCCCAAAAGUCCCUGAAUGAUGUUUUGGGGGCUGAAUAAAAACCACUGCCCCAAAAUGGCUUCUUUCUCCAAACAGUCCCAGAUGACAGGCACAUAAUUCAUGUCUCAAGGCUACUUUUCCAGCCCCUUUAAUACUCUGGGAUCUAUGUGUUUCCCACAUUCCAAGUUAUCUUUCACAUGCCUUUUAAGAACAAUAUGCACAAAAUAAAUGGACAAGAACUACAAAGUUA
Symphalangus syndactylus (siamang) is the source of this 3035-nucleotide messenger RNA. It is a transcript of the gene ALOX12, whose product is annotated as arachidonate 12-lipoxygenase, 12S type. Gene Ontology annotation, molecular function: iron ion binding; protein binding; oxidoreductase activity, acting on single donors with incorporation of molecular oxygen, incorporation of two atoms of oxygen. Lineage: Eukaryota; Metazoa; Chordata; Mammalia; Primates; Hylobatidae. The record is from RefSeq and is a predicted model, not a curated record. Gene Ontology annotation, biological process: lipid oxidation.